GGAACAUCAGAAAGGGUGUACACGUACAGAGGACACUUCAGCGAAAAGCAUACAGUACCCAUGGAGAGUGCAUUCUCGCUGGACCAGAUUCGACGCGGAGACCAUAUAUGCUUCCCUCGACUUGCCUACUGGCAUCACGCUAUAGUAGACACUGUCGAUAAAUCAAAUGGUGAAGUCAGCGUUAUCGAGUACUCCAAUUCCGCAAAACAAUUCAGCCAGGACAACAGCAGCCCGCCAAAAAAUCCGGGAUUGGCUGUGGUGGUUAGACGAAGGUUCAAAUUAGAAAACGAACCCGUUUACGUUAUUAAACACGACAGGUGUUUUGAUCCCGAAACUGUUGUUUCCAGUGCUAAGAGUAAGCUAGGGGAAAGAAAAUACCAUCCUGUUACCAAUAACUGUGAGCAUUUUGCCUUAUGGUGUAAAACAGGAAUAUCCUCCUCAGAACAAGUUAACAAUGUCAAGGAUGCCUUUAAGACAAGAGUAAACGAUGUCAAAGACACCCUGCUAAGAGCUUUGCUACAGGAAAUUGUAACCGAAACAUCAGUCGUCAAAGAAUCUGUUGGAGGGCUUGAAAUCGCAGCAGUUUUUGAAGUCGUGUCUGCGGUGUAUGAUAUAAGCUGUGCCCAUAAAGACAAGCAAGAGGGGAGAAUCAGCCAAGCAGAAUUCGAUCAAGCUGUUGGAAAUCGAAUCUUAUCAGGUACCAUGAAUGUGGCAGUAUCUACUGCAGGAGAAGUCAUUGGCCAAGUUCUUAUUCCUGUUCCGGCGAUUGGAAAAUUUGUAGGAGGUAUCGUUGGAUCCUUUAUUGGAAAGGUUCUCGGAGAAUGGACUCUAUCUUAA
Molecule: messenger RNA, 837 nt
Organism: Porites evermanni
Lineage: Eukaryota; Metazoa; Cnidaria; Anthozoa; Scleractinia; Poritidae
Source: the annotation of a GenBank genome assembly